This is a messenger RNA of Lacerta agilis (Sand lizard), 3213 nucleotides long. It is a transcript of the gene SLC25A25, whose product is annotated as solute carrier family 25 member 25. The transcript is spliced from 11 exons. The coding region runs from base 112 to 1659 and encodes 515 amino acids. Gene Ontology annotation, molecular function: ATP transmembrane transporter activity; calcium ion binding. Gene Ontology annotation, cellular component: mitochondrial inner membrane. NCBI's taxonomy places the organism in Eukaryota, Metazoa, Chordata, Lepidosauria, Squamata, Lacertidae. The record is from RefSeq and is a predicted model, not a curated record. Gene Ontology annotation, biological process: transmembrane transport.
GUCAGGAAUCCAGGGUGGCUGGGAAGGGCUUGAGAGACACAAGCUUCCUUUUUAAGCAGAAGGGCAGGGCUCGGGCAGCCAAUCACAGCACAGCAAGGACAGCUCAUAGGCAUGUGUCAUGAGUCUUGCCGGCAUUUCCUCUCAAGCACGAGAAACCAGAAAGGAGCGGAAUUGCGUGGUUUACAAGAGAGCCUGAGCACAGCUGGGGGGGAAAUGCUUUGCCUGUGCCUCUAUGUGCCGACUUUCGGCGAGACCCAGGCCGAGUUUGAGUACUUUGAGUCGGAGGGGCUUCCUGACAAGCUGAAGCCCAUCUUCAGGCUGAGCCUUUUGAUUCCUUCCGAGGAGUUCUCCACCUAUCGUCAGUGGAAGCAGAAAAUCGUUAAAGCUGGAGAUAAGGACCUAGAUGGGCAGCUGGACUUCGAGGAGUUUGUUCACUAUCUCCAAGACCAUGAAAAGAAACUGAGACUGGUUUUCAAGAGUUUAGACAAAAAGAAUGAUGGCUGCAUUGACGCCCAGGAGAUCGUGCAGUCCCUUCGGGAUCUGGGAGUCAAGAUCUCUGAACAGCAGGCUGAGAGAAUUCUCAAGAGAAUAAGAACGGGGCACUUCUGGGGUCCUGUCACCUACAUGGAUAAAAAUGGGACUAUGACAAUAGAUUGGAAUGAAUGGCGUGACUAUCACCUGUUGCACCCUGUGGAGAACAUUCCUGAGAUUAUCCUAUACUGGAAGCACUCAACGAUUUUUGAUGUAGGAGAGAACCUGACAGUACCAGAUGAAUUCACAGUGGAAGAGAGACAGACUGGAAUGUGGUGGCGACACCUAGUUGCAGGUGGAGGGGCAGGGGCAGUGUCAAGAACAUGCACUGCUCCCUUGGACCGCUUGAAAGUUCUCAUGCAGGUCCAUGCUUCUCGCAGUAACAACAUGUGCAUUGUUGGAGGCUUUACCCAGAUGAUCAGAGAGGGUGGCACAAGGUCACUUUGGCGAGGGAAUGGCAUCAAUGUUUUGAAAAUUGCCCCGGAGUCUGCCAUCAAGUUCAUGGCCUAUGAACAGAUCAAGCGAUUCAUUGGCACUGACCAGGAGGUGCUGAGAAUUCAUGAGAGGCUGGUAGCGGGUUCAUUGGCAGGAGCUAUUGCACAGAGCAGCAUCUACCCAAUGGAGGUUCUGAAGACACGGAUGGCCCUGCGCAAAACAGGGCAAUACUCAGGGAUGCUGCACUGUGCCAAGAACAUCCUUGCCAAAGAAGGAAUGGCUGCUUUCUACAAAGGCUACAUCCCCAAUAUGCUGGGGAUCAUUCCCUAUGCAGGAAUUGACCUGGCUGUAUAUGAGACAUUGAAAAACAGCUGGCUGCAACGUUAUGCUGUGAACAGUGCCGAUCCCGGGGUGUUCGUUCUGUUGGCCUGUGGUACCAUCUCUAGCACCUGUGGACAACUGGCCAGUUAUCCUCUUGCCCUAGUACGCACACGAAUGCAAGCUCAGGCUUCAGUUGAAGGAGCGCCACAGGCAACAAUGAGGAGUCUCUUCAAGCAUAUCCUGAAGACAGAGGGAGCCUUUGGCCUCUACAGGGGCUUGGCUCCCAACUUCAUGAAGGUGAUCCCAGCAGUGAGCAUUAGCUACGUGGUCUAUGAGAACCUGAAGAUGACUCUGGGCGUGCAGUCGCGGUGACCAGAUGGUGCCUGGACCCUUGAACUUUUUCAACAAAAUCUUGGGGCUCUGACCCCCAGGGUGUGCCACCAUUUCAUUCUGUGAAUGUGUUGACUGACACUAAGCUGAUCAAACCAAGCUGUGAAAAUCCCAGAUGGUGUGUGUUGGGGAAUGAGGAGGUAUUGGGCCUUGCUGCUGCGUUGCUGUCAAAAGCUCUCUGUGUUUUAAACAAUCAUUUGGCAGUUCUUCCCAUGUGCAAGGGACCAACUGGGAAUUGAAGGAAAGUGUCUUGAGCUGUCAGUGGUGGCCUGGCUUUUAGCGCAGUGGAGAGGAGAUGAUCAGAACCCUCUUUAGAGUCUUUUGCGCAGACUCACAGCUGGAGAAUGUAUCAUCUUCCAACUUGCUUGAAAGAGCUUUUUUCUGUUGAGUUGUAAACUCUUCUUAGCCAUGGUUUUGAUUCUGCAAAAGACCUGCCUUGGGUAGGAAUGGCUGCUGGGCCAAAAUACUUUUUUGUUUUUGUUUACAUGCAUUCUUUUGGAUAGGAGCAAUUCAUUUUUCUACUUCAAAAUUCUGACACUGCAGUGUAAAUUAAAACCAAGGCUUCAGGGUGCAAAGCCAGUCCCUGCUGAGUCUGAGUGUUACUUUCAGGUUAGCCAGACAGAGUUUAAAAAAUAUUUUUUAUUUAGUUUCUGUGUUCCUGUAAAACUGCUGGCAAAAUGCACUUUAUAACAAAGCAGCAGCUGCAGUCUAGAGUCUGCAUGUCUGUGUUUGCAUGCUGGAGUAGCUGAGAGGACCUGGCACAUGCAAUUCUGCACAUUUUGAAUGGCCUGACCAAGUAGCUGGGGAGCUGUGUUGCCAUUGGUCCAGUUUCUGCAUCUGAGCUCACUGCAGCAUGGCAGGGGCUGCGGAGAGGCCACUUUUGCUUCCCAGGUAGCGUUUUGCAUGGUGCUUCAAAUAACAGUUCUGCCAAGUGCUGCAGGUAGCAAAUUCUUCCUGAAACUUCAAGCCUUGGAUUUGCUUCAUUCAUCUGUAGAACUUUAUAAGUUGAUGCUGGAGUUUGAAUUAGGUUAGGGUGGGCUGGUGGAUUUGAACUUUGGACAAGGAAUAAAUUCUGCUACGGGGAACAGACCAGGUUAACUGACAAAGGUGAAAAUGGUAGCCUCCUUUAUGUUAUUGGAAGAGAGUGGGAGCUGCUUGCUUCCACUCGCCCACUUCCACCAGGUGCUUAUCAUAGGGAGAAGGGAAGGUGGUGGCUGCCAUAUCUCUGACUUGACUGUUUCAAGGGCUUAUUGAGUUUGUUCACUAAGACUUGUUGGGGCCCUGGGGAUCCUUGACUUGGGGACCAGCAUCACAUUCCACUGUUGUCUUUUGUUUUGCUGCUUUCAAAGCAUAUUUAUUUUGUAUUUAUUUAAAGACGAAAGACGUAACUGUCACACUAUUUUUGUAGACAUGUUUAAAUAUAGUUAUGUUGUCCUUGGUAUUCUGUAUUUUUUUGUACAGGUCUCAUAUUUAUGUUCUUAAAAACGUUUUGCACAUUUUCAGUAUCGUCUAAUAAAAGAAUCAUUGCAAAGUGGA